AUGACGAAACCGGUCGGUUGGUGUGCCACGUGGCUUCCGUUGAUCAAAAUCGCGCAGGCGAUCUGCCACUUCAUCGUCAUCAUAAUGUUCAUCGAUGGGCGCGCGCAAUGGUGGAUGUACAACGCCAUCUUCCUAUUCUGUUUUUUGGCCAUUUUCUUCUCACUCUUCACAAUUUUGUUGAGAUUUUUCGAACUCACUGAUCUACACGUCAUGUCGUUCAAUUUUGCGGCAAUGGUGAUGAACUUCAUUCUGAUGGCCGUCUGCUUGGCACUGGCUGGAAUUCUGAUUUGGGAUAUCACAAAUAUGCGGGAUGGACCUGGAAAAAUCAGAUAUCAUCAGAGACUCGCACCCGCUAACAUUGGACAAGACGCAUGGGUUAGACGGUGUGUGGUCGCUGCGCCGCAACUGCAGCCGCCUGUUGUUGUUGUUGUUGUGCAUGGAGUGACGCCAACAAUCCGGGAUUCAAACUCAACAUUUGUUGGAGGUGUUGUUGUUGCAAUUGUUGUUGUUGUUGUUGUUGUAAUUGUUGUUGUUGUUGUUGUAAUUGUUGUUGUGGCUGUUGUUGUUGUUGUUGAGCGGCAACUUGAGCCUGUUGAGCGGCGAGAAGUCGUUGUUGUUGAAUCAAUGCUUCGUAUUGAUUUUGUGUCGGUUGUUGUUGUUGUUGUUGUUGUUGACGACUUGCUUCCUGUUGAGCCUGUUGUUGCUGAGCCGCUUGUUGCUGAGCCGCCGCCUGUUGUUGAGCCUGUUGUUGUUGUUGUUGAGCGGCCGCAACUUGUUGUUGUUGUUGUUGUGCAACUUGUUGUUGCUGAGCAACUUGCAACAUGCGGAUCAAAUCGCUUCCCGCCGGUCCAGCGCUUCCCGACAACAACAAUUGUUGAAUUUGUUGUAAUUGUUGUUGUUGUGCGAGUUGUUGUUGUUGUUGCAAUUGUUGUUGAUGUUGUUGUUGUUGUUGUUGCUGAGCCUGUUGUUGUGCGGCGGCUUGUGCUUGAGCCUGCGCGGCCGCCUGAGCCGCUGCCUGUGCUUGAGCUAUCGCUUGUGCUUGAGCCUGAGCCUGAGCUUGAGCUUCCAGUUGACGGAAUAAAUCGAGUUGUUGUUGUUGUUGUGGAGUCACUGAGGGCGCUGGUUGAGCAGCCGGUUGUCCCGGUUGUUGAAUCGUUGGUUGUUGCAGUUGUUGGAGAUACAUUUGCGGAUUUGACAUCUGCAAAUUUAAUUUUUAUUAAUUUUCAAAUUCUGGGCUCAGAACCCAUGCUUUAA
Caenorhabditis remanei is the source of this 1254-nucleotide messenger RNA. RefSeq lists its product as uncharacterized. The transcript is spliced from 6 exons. The coding region runs from base 1 to 1254 and encodes 417 amino acids. The record is from RefSeq and is a predicted model, not a curated record. NCBI's taxonomy places the organism in Eukaryota, Metazoa, Nematoda, Chromadorea, Rhabditida, Rhabditidae.